This is a messenger RNA of Humulus lupulus (European hop), 840 nucleotides long. RefSeq lists its product as uncharacterized. The transcript has a single exon. Lineage: Eukaryota; Viridiplantae; Streptophyta; Magnoliopsida; Rosales; Cannabaceae. The record is from RefSeq and is a predicted model, not a curated record. The coding region runs from base 1 to 840 and encodes 279 amino acids.
AUGGCUCGUGGUGGAGCUCAAACUCGAAGUUCAACUGAACAAGGAAAUGGAUCGGAGAAUACAAAUAGAUUCUCAGUUCUUGAGCCUAAUGACAGGCCCCCUGGAGAGAAUCCUCGAAGUCCUUACUACAUCUCCAAUGGAGAUCAAUCUAUGGUUAAUCUUGUUCCUAAAAUCCUUACUGGUUGUGAGAAUUAUAGUUCUUGGAGGAGGUCGAUGAUAGUUGCAUUUGCAGCAAGGAACAAGAUUAAAUUUGUUGAUGGACGAUUGCCAAAACCUAAAGAUGAUGAUGAGGAAUAUGAUGUCUGGUUCCGAUGUAAUAGCUUGGUGAUUUCGUGGAUUCUUCAUGCUAUUUCCAGUGAAAUUGCAGAUAGUGUCAUGUAUCUUGAUAACGCAGCAAGGAUUUGGUCUGAGUUACAGGAAAUAUAUCAUCAAAAGAAUGCUCCUAGAGUAUUCGAAGCUAAGCGAUCCAUGCAAGCCUUGGUUCAAGGAUCAAAUUCUGUUACUACAUAUUUCACUAAAUUGAAAUCCUUCUGGGAUCUGAUUCAGGAAUUCAGGCCACAACUUGUUUGCAGCUGUGGAGCUAUGAAGAUCAUCCAGGAAUAUCAAGAUGAAGAUCGUGUACUCGAGUUUCUCAUUGGUCUGAAUGAAUCAUACAGCAAUGCACGAUCUCAGAUCUUGAUGCAAGAUCCAUUUCCAAAUAUUAACAAGGCUUUUGCCUCAGUUGUACAGGAAGAAAGGCAGAGAGGAAUCUCAUCCAGUAAUGCUGAGAUGGAUAAGUCUGCCGCAUCAUCAUCUUCAAACUUGAACACAGGACAGUUUGCAGGGAGUGUGCAACCAUAG